Culex pipiens pallens (northern house mosquito) is the source of this 1537-nucleotide messenger RNA. RefSeq lists its product as uncharacterized. Bases 1 to 780 code for a protein of 259 amino acids. NCBI's taxonomy places the organism in Eukaryota, Metazoa, Arthropoda, Insecta, Diptera, Culicidae. The record is from RefSeq and is a predicted model, not a curated record. The transcript has a single exon.
AUGCGGGCGUGGAGGAACUGGACAUUGAAGAAUAGAACAAGCAGCUUCCAAUGUGUGACAGCAAACACGUACGCUUGUCUUGAGAUAAAUGCUCACAGCCUUGUGCUGGCAGCAAGAGACUGCCGCGAUCGUGGCCGACCCGAGGAAUUCUUAGUGAGGUGUUUCGGCAGUCAGGACGUCGAGGCGACAUUCCGGAAUCUUCGAUCGAUGACGACAAUGAACCAUACCCAGACGAACCUCACUUUCAAGGAAAUCGGCGAAAAGCUGCGGCGAGCUCACAUGCUGCAUCAAAUUCAGCACCGUAACCGUAUUAAGUUUCGAUUCCCUGGUCACACGGGUCCGACCAACGUGUCCGUGCUACCGACACUGCCGACGGAUGCUGAAAUAAAAGCCGCACUAACCAGUGCUGAGGGGAGGGCAUCUGAGGUCUUGGGCAAGCUUGGCCUCUUGCAGGCUGAACAAUCUUUCGAGUUUAGUGUACAUGCCCUCGGGGACCGGAACUGGGAAGACUUGAUCGUUUCCGAUAGUGAGUCUGACACGGAGGACCAUGAAGACCAUGAACCCGGUCAGGAGGUGUAUGAAGCUAAGCAUCUGUUUUCAAACUUUUCGGGCCAGAUCGCGCUGCCUAACAGCACGUCCGAUAAGCACAUCUACCUGAUACGAGAUGACCACGGGAAGGUGUUUCACGUUAAGAAGAGUAGUGUAGUGUGGAUGCUUACUGCGUCUAAGGUUCAGGAAAAAGCUCGUAUGAUACGUUACAAACAGCCCAUGCCUAACUAGGGCAAGCUAGGUUGAUUAGGUUCAUAAGUAAUACAUAUUAUAUCAUGUCCGUACUCUUGGAGUGUUCUUUACUAUCCAUGAUGACACUCUGACUAUGCAACCACUAAGGUGGUUGAAUAGCCAGGGGGAGUGUUAUAACCGGGUGUUUGUAGUUGCCUAUGUACUGGUCUCUCAAACAUCCGGUUUAUACUCUUUAUACAAUGUUGCCCCUAAAUGUAUGCAACCCAUGAAAUGCACAAAAGUUUCAAAAUUCGUCUAAGUCCCGGAAAUGGGAAAGUGUUCAUUCCUGUGAUGGCACCACUGAGCUGAGGUGAGAUGAGUACCCACAGUUGUCUGGGUUGGGUUAGUUUGAGGCGAAGUUCGCCUACUUGGAGGUGAAACUUGCCUAUAAGGAGGUAUAGUUUGCCUAUACGGAGGCAAGGUCUGCCUAUAUGGUAAAGUUCUCUACCUACACAGGUACCAUUUAUUUUUAGUAUAUAAAGCCGCCUCAGCAUCAGUAAACAAAUCAUUCUACAAGAUGGCCAGCGGUAGUGAGGACGGUUCGAUGUCAAGCGGCAGUGAGGAAGGUUCGAUGUCAAGCGGCAGUGAGGAAGGUUCGAGUCUUGAAGUCAUCACUCGGCCAACUACUCUUCAGGCGAGGGUAUUCCGUGCCAUCAACCGUGGACGCGGUUCACCAAUUGUGCGUCAGCGCGGGUCACCACCUGUGCCUCAACGUGAGUCGCCGCCUGAGCCUCAACGCGAGUCACCGCCUGUGCCG